GCGCCGCGCCACGCCAGUGUGCCGCCGGCCUUCAUCCACGAAGGGUCUACGCCGCGCGUCCGCCGCAUCCUCGUCGCCAGAAACGUCUUGUCGAAGUCCGGCCCACCCGUGCUCGCGAGUGAUCCUGCACCUGUGGAUUUGCACCCGUCGUGACCCCGUGUGACGCGCGUGCCACGAUGUGAUUGGGAUGCGCGCGUGUCACGACAGUCACGACGUGAAACGAGGGAAAAGAAAAAUAAGUGUGUGAUUGUGGUCCCUUCCCCCGCUCGGCCCCCUUGCCAGUGACAGAGUGAAGCUUCAAGAUGAUGUCCGAGGGCUUUUUGGUGGGCGAUGGCUCCUGGAACCUGCGAGUGUUCGUCACGGACCUGCAGGUCGAGCGGUCCCUUCGCGUCAAGGGAGACCUCCACAUCGGCGGCGUCAUGUUGCGGCUCGUCGAGGACCUAGGUGAGUCCCAGUGCACGAUGCUGGUCGCUGGCGAGUCCGCUCGCCGCCUGGCAGUCCUGACAGUCCCUGCCGGGGGUCUUGUUCUUGUGGUCGACGGAUGCGGCGAUGCGGGCCGGAGAAUGGCAGGGUGUUUACUCCUAUUCGACGUUCUGUCACACUCGGCCGCCUUCCCUCUCCUCUAUCCCAAUUUCAAUUCCACCACGAAAAAACAGAAAUAG
Molecule: messenger RNA, 662 nt
Organism: Thrips palmi
Lineage: Eukaryota; Metazoa; Arthropoda; Insecta; Thysanoptera; Thripidae
Exons: 2
Coding region: 303-662 (119 amino acids)
Biological process (GO): integrin-mediated signaling pathway; cell-matrix adhesion
Cellular component (GO): cell-substrate junction
Molecular function (GO): integrin binding
Source: RefSeq, a predicted model, not a curated record